This is a messenger RNA of Fragaria vesca subsp. vesca, 1123 nucleotides long. Its product is annotated as metalloendoproteinase 1-like. NCBI's taxonomy places the organism in Eukaryota, Viridiplantae, Streptophyta, Magnoliopsida, Rosales, Rosaceae. Gene Ontology annotation, biological process: proteolysis; extracellular matrix organization; collagen catabolic process. Gene Ontology annotation, cellular component: extracellular matrix. The coding region runs from base 1 to 933 and encodes 310 amino acids. The record is from RefSeq and is a predicted model, not a curated record. Gene Ontology annotation, molecular function: zinc ion binding; metalloendopeptidase activity. The transcript is spliced from 2 exons.
AUGGCUUUAAAAUAUAGUAUUUCUCUCUUUUCAUUCACUCUCUUCCUCCUCCUCUCCAUUCUUCCUUUCCUCCAUUAUGCAAAUGCAAAAGAAACUCCCAACAAAACAUCAUCCCCUUUUAAGUUCCUUGAGCAUCUCAAGGGGAGACAAAAAGGUGACAAGUUCAAAGGCCUCAAUGACCUCAAAAAUUACCUUGAAAAAUUCGGUUACUUGAACUACAAGAACCGCAGUCUUUUCAACGACGACUUUGACGACCUCUUGGAGGAAGCAAUCAAGACCUACCAGAUCAAUUACCGCCUCGAGGUCACCGGAAAAUUGGACAACAAAACCGUGUCGAAGAUGAUGAUGCCUCGUUGUGGCGUGCCGGAUAUCAUCAAUGGCACAUCGUUCAUGCGAUCAGCCAAUAAAGGGCACCACCAUGGAUCAAUUCAUACCACUGCUCUCUACUCAUUUUUCCCAGGAAGUCCAAAAUGGCCUUCCUCUAAAUACCAUCUCACCUACGGUUUUCUCCCUGGCACCCGAUCUGAAGCCACGGCUGCUGUUGCACGGGCUUUCGCGACAUGGGCAAAGAGCUCUCGCUUUACAUUCAGUCCGGCUCAAAGUUACUAUAAUGCAGAUUUGAAGAUUAGUUUUCAGAGGGGUGAUCAUGGAGACGGUGUUCCAUUUGAUGGGCCUGGAGGAAUCCUUGCACAUUCUUUUUGUCCUUCAGAUGGAAGAUUCCACUACGACGCAGAUGAUACUUGGACUGUGGGUGCUAAACCAGGUGCUUUUGACCUCGAGAGUGUGGCUUUGCAUGAAAUAGGGCACCUUCUGGGACUUCAACAUAGCUCAUUGCCGGGAGCUGUCAUGGCCCCAGGUAUUCCCCCGGGAGUGACUAAAACAAGUUUGACUGAGGACGAUGUUCAAGGAAUAAAGGCUUUAUACAACUUCUGAUCGAAGAGCACUGAUAUAUAGCUAGCUAGCUCGAUCAAACUAUACAAAUCAUUGUGUUAGUUCUUGCAACUUUUUUGUUGAUUAUGCAGUGGUUUUAAUUUAUGCCUAAUCAAAGUUAUCUUUUAAUUCUCCUUUCCUUUAUCAAAUAAGGUACACGAAUACUUUAUGGUUAGAUUUUUCAGAUUCCAAA